AUGGAGGCGGACGCGGACCCCGAGGAGCUGACGCGGCUGCGCUCCGUCUUCGCCACCUACGACACGAAGGGCUCCGGGCGCCUGGAGCGUGCGGAGUUCGGCGCGCUGUGCGCGGAGCUGCACGUGGCCGAGGCCGAAGCAGAGGCCGUGUUCCUGGGGCUCGACACGGACCGCGAUGGCGCCAUCACCUUCCCGGAGUUCGCGCGUGGCUUCCGCGGAGCGCUCGGUCGGGACAGCGCGGAGGCGCAGGGCGCCUGGGACGUGGCAGAGCUGGAGAGCCCGAGCCCCGCGUGGCGGGACUUCCACGCGCGCCUCGGAGACGAGGCCCAGCUCAUUCCCAGAAAAGAACAAGUUAGUACCCUGUACCAGAACAUCAACCUUGUGGAGCCAAGACUACUCCAGCCGUAUGAACGUGUGAUAAGGAACUUUCUCCGUGAGAUCCACCUCCAGAGCACAGAAAUGGAAAACUUGGCCAUUGCAGUGAAGAGAGCCCAGGACAAGGCGGCCAUUCAGCUAAGUGAGCUGGAAGAGGAAAUGGAUCAGAGGAUUCAAGCUGUGGAAAAUGAGUCCCGGAAAGAUGAAAAGCGCAAAGCUGAGGAGGCUCUCACUGACCUCAGACGUCAGUAUGAAACAGAAGUAGGAGACUUACAAGUGACCAUUAAGAGGUUAAAAAAGCUUGAAGAGCAGUCAAGACAAAUAAGUCAAAAGCAAGAUGUGACUGCAUUAAAGAAGCAAAUCCAUGAUUUAACAAUGGAAAAUCAAAAACUCAAGAAAGAACUUUUGGAAGCACAGACAAAUGUAGCCUUUCUUCAGAGUGAACUAGAUGCUUUGAAAAGUGAUUAUGCUGACCAGAGUCUGAAUUCUGAACGGGAUCUGGAAAUAAUCCGAGAGUACACAGAAGAUCGAAGUAGUCUUGAGAGGCAAAUUGAAAUCCUCCAAACAGCUAACCGGAAGCUGCAUGACAGUAAUGACGGCCUCAGGAGUGCACUGGAAAGCACUUACAGCAAGCUCAACAGAUCCUUGCGUAUAAAUAACACAUCACCAGGGAAUACAAUUUCUAGAAGCAGUCCCAAAUUUAAUCAUCAUUCUUCUCAAGCACUGGCCUAUGAUAGGUCAUUCCAUUCUUCAUACGCAGAUGAGGAUUGUGACUCUUUGGCUCUCUGUGACCCUCUGCAGAAGAUGAAUUAUGAAGUUGACAGCCUGCCCGAAAGCUGUUUUGACAGCGGUCUGUCUACUCUGAGAGACAAUGAGUGUGACUCUGAGGUGGACUACAAGCACCAGGGAGGAUUUCAGAGUUUGCACAGAACAGAGGAGAGCCUUGGGGGAGAUGCGUCAGACACAGAUGUUCCAGAUAUAAGGGAUGAAGAAGCGUUUGAUUCUGAAAGUGUGGCCUCUGUCUUACACUGGCAGCCCCAGGGGUCUGCUGGUGAGGGCAGCACUGUUAGUUCCUCCAGAAAGCCCAUCUCAGCUCUUUCACCUCAGACAGACCUGCUGGAUAACACCUCCAAGGUCACAUCUCAGAAGGCUUACAAGAUUGUGCUGGCCGGCGAUGCCGCAGUGGGAAAGUCAAGCUUCCUCAUGCGACUCUGCAAGAAUGAGUUUCAGGGGAACACAAGCGCAACUCUGGGAGUUGAUUUCCAAAUGAAAACUCUGAUUGUGGAUGGUGAACAAACAGUUCUUCAGCUCUGGGAUACAGCUGGGCAAGAGAGAUUUAGGAGUAUCGCCAAGUCUUACUUCCGAAAAGCAGAUGGUGUCUUACUGCUAUAUGAUGUUACUUGUGAGAAAAGCUUUCUUAACGUCCGAGAAUGGGUGGAUAUGGUUGAGGAUGGAACCCACAGAACUAUUCCUAUCAUGUUAGUAGGAAACAAAGCUGAUCUUCGUGACGUUGCUUCUGAAGAGAAACAAAAGUGUAUCUCAGCACAUCUUGGAGAAAAACUGGCCAUGACAUAUGGGGCAUUAUUCUGUGAAACAAGUGCCAAAGAUGGCUCCAAUGUGGUGGAAGCUGUUCUCCAUCUUGCACGGGAAGUGAAGAAAAGGACAGAGGAUGACGACAGCAGAUCUAUCACCAGUCUGGCUGGGUCUACUUCUAGAAAGUCACUACAGAUGAAGAACUGUUGCAAUGGCUAAAGCCCAGCUGUCCUGGGUUCACAAAGUCCAUGCUUCCAGAUUACUGACUGUGGGACCCUGGCUCUCCAUGAAGUAGUGCAUAAUAUGACACUGACCUCUGAAGAAUCACAACCUGGCUAAUCAUAGCUCUUCCCUGUUCUCAGCAACCUGAAGCUUGCUUUGUUCUAUCUCAGUGAGCUAUUUGGGAUGUCUGGCCCUAUAGAUCACUAAGAGAAAAAUGUGUUAAUGUUUUUAAUAUGAUAUAGUAAAAUAAAAUAACAUUUCUCAGAUCAAAGCUAUUGAGGAACCACUUAUAAAACUGCUUUAUAAGAAAACCUGUAGUUUGUAGUUAUCCUAUGACAGUGUUUACUUAAAGUUUUGGACAAAAGAGUAUAAUACUUUGUAUUAUGGAAGUCAGUGGUUUAAAACAGAGAAUUAGGCAACUGGCAGUAUAUUAUAUAUUACAGUUUUAAACCAUGGCUGGUAAAAGAUAGCAUGAAUGUUUUCAUUUGGCACCUCAGCUCUGCCCUUACCUAGCCUGAAAACAUAGUGCCUGUCCAGGCCACAUUACAGUGUUCCCCUCUGUAAAACAAGGAAGUUGCUCUCUAGGGCCUUUCAGAUUCUGUAGCAUCUUAAGAAACAGGAAGGGCGCAGUGGUCCAUAGUCAUAAAGGACCACUGUGAAGUCUGUGGCUUAAAUCAUAAGUAAAAAUUUUAGUAAAGAUGUGUAUAACGCAUACUACUGAAAGAACUAUGCCACCAAAAUGUAUCUCACAUAAUGACUGCUAGAGGCUGGGGGAAGAAGGGAGUUGGCACUAGUGGUCAGGGGUCAUGUGCCUUCUUAGGAGGAUGGCCACAGCCUCAUGGAAUCAGCCUGGCAGUAGUCAUGGUAAAAGACACCAAACUCAGUAUUUGAAAAGGAUAAGUGUUAUGAAUGUGAAUUGUGUUUCAUGGAAAAUAUAAUGGUAACUAAUGUAACAAUACUUUGCCAAAUGAAUAUAUUGUCACUAUUUCACCCUGUCCUGUGGUUUAACAUAUUAUCUGUAGCAUACUGCCAGUCCCUCAGCGCCUAACUUCAAGCAUUAACUUCCUCCUUGAUGAACAAUGCAAGAUUGUUAUUAUGCAUAGCUUUGGAAUGUGCUGCAUUUAAAAGAGGACCAGCCUUUUAAAACUUUGAGUCUGUCCUUUAGAUAGUGUCUAAAGGACACUAUCCUUACUAGUGUGACUGCUCCUCACUGAUUUGGUUUUUCUACUGGAACCUGCAGUGCCUCCUGACCAAAAUGUCUUCCAAGAGCCAGAGGCUUCACUCUCUGACUCAGGAUGGGCCAACAAAUACAUGUUUCUAGUGUCAUGAGCCAAUUAGAUUAUUCUUGAUAAGAGACUCAAAUAUCUUGGUUCAUAUAAAUCUAGGCUUUGAAUAGCUUACCCAGAACAUAAAUAAUCGCUGUUACUUACGUAAGUCGUAUAGUAUAUAUUCAAGAAUUCUUUUUGUUGAGCUAAAGUGGUUGCUUGGGCUAGUGAGGUGUCUCAGGAAGUGCAAGUACUUGUUGCACAAGCUUGCCAACUCCAGAUUGGUGCCUGGCCCCACAGUGGAAGGGCAGAACUGACUCUUGAAAUUGGUUCUCUGACCUUCACAUGUGUAUUCUAGUGAACAAAUGGUAUGUCCACACACAUACAUAGAGUAGUAGUUAUUUUUUUAAAUAACACUUCCUUUAAACAACCCCUUCUGUGCUUUUGAUGUUUGUCAUUAAACUUUAAAUUGUUUGAGCUUCAUUAUAUUUUUUUUUAUAAAUGAUACAUUCAUACACAAAAGUCACAUACCUUAUCCCUAUGGAAAGACUCUAGGGUUUUAACAAGAAAAUUGAAUCUUCAGUAACUACAUAUGAAUUGCUAUUUUGUGGUUAAUGGUUCCAGCUUCAGCUGAAAGGUUACUGAUUAAAAAGAAUACAUUGAUUGUGAGAAAUGGCCAGAGAACUUGACACACAGGUUGAGGUGGUUGUCAUUUUGUAAUAUGUGUCACAGUUAGAAGUUUGCCAUUAGUCUAGACAAGGCUGAGUCUUAUACAUUGAUGGAUUGCACUCACUGAACAGACUCUGUUUGCAUGCAUGCUAGCCUGUUGUCUUUACUUAUUUCCCCCAAAGUCCUUUUGUCUUCUAUUCUCUGUACCCAAGGGUGUAUUAUUAAUGUACAUGUUCUGCCUGGGGUUUUGCCUCUAGUUGAAGGGCCAGAACAGCUGUGUUUACGAGAAAGUUGUCUAGGUGACAUGACCAACAAGCUGACAUGCUUAGUGAUCUGAAUAUAAAAUAUUCAAAUUAAAGACUACUAUCUCUAUUUAACCAACUUGUUUAAGGAAAAGCUAAUUCAAACUAUUUUCAUCUGAUUUGUUGGGAUACUCUGUUUUGAUUUCUCAAAAGUGUUCUCAAAUUUAAAUUAUAUUUUAAGUAAAGACAAAAUAAUGCUUUCAGCUUAAGCUUACUUAGAUAUGUUCACACAUUUCUCGCAAGUAACAUAUUUUGUGUUCAUUUUUCCUUAGGCAACUUUUAAAAACCCAAUGAUGCUAUAUCCUCUUUUUAAAUACUCUCUAACACAUUGGAUAAUGUAUUAAUUAUCAAAAAUAAUGUUGGAGAAGCAAGCAUUUUUUUCACUGUUAACUUCUAGGCCUGUUAAUUUUUAUAAUUUAUUUUUCUUCUUGCUGCUUUAUACCAUGUUGUAUGACAUUUAACUAUUUAAUACUAAGUGUGAUUUGAAUAAGUAAAACCGUCCUUCCCCCUCUAAAAUUAAAAUUGAGGAUAAGGGUAAAGACUUAUUUUCAUAUUUAUAUGGUGGUUAGACUCAGAAUAUUGUUUUUGUAGGUUUUUGUUGUAUAUAUGUGUAAGAAAUUCAGUAUGUAUAUGAUAGGUAGGCAACUGGGAACUGAGUCACUGUUAUAUACAUGAUUUUGAUUUAUAUGGUUUGCAUUUUUCACAGUUUAAGUUGUAUUUCAUCCUAGUGUUUAUAUAUUUUCAAACAAUUGAAAUACCAUCAAAUAUAAUUGCAUAACAAUGAAAAUAUCCAAAAGGAGCUACAGAAUCUGUGCCUUAAAAAUACAAUAAAGUGCUCUUCUUUUGG
Mus pahari (shrew mouse) is the source of this 5213-nucleotide messenger RNA. It is a transcript of the gene Rasef, whose product is annotated as RAS and EF-hand domain containing. The record is from RefSeq and is a predicted model, not a curated record. Bases 1 to 2127 code for a protein of 708 amino acids. The transcript is spliced from 18 exons. Gene Ontology annotation, molecular function: GTP binding; GTPase activity; calcium ion binding. NCBI's taxonomy places the organism in Eukaryota, Metazoa, Chordata, Mammalia, Rodentia, Muridae.